Molecule: messenger RNA, 708 nt
Organism: Chaetomium globosum CBS 148.51
Lineage: Eukaryota; Fungi; Ascomycota; Sordariomycetes; Sordariales; Chaetomiaceae
Exons: 3
Coding region: 1-708 (235 amino acids)
Source: RefSeq, a predicted model, not a curated record
AUGAUUCGCUUAUCAUACUGGGUAACUCCCAUCCUCGCCGGCCUCGUCUGGCUUGCGACUCUCUUGGCUCUCCUGCUCUAUUGGAUCGUCUCUGAGAACAGCGUCCACUACUCUUCCAUGUCCGAGUUCCAACGGAUCGCCUACAUCAGUGACAUUGGCGCAUCCGACCUGAAACCACUCAUAACCCACCCAGGCUACCGCGAGCACCGCAUCUUGCGCCUCUCCUUUUGGAUUAAGCUCACCUUCGUCAUCAUCGAGGUGCUGCUGGCCAUCGCAUUCGUCUCCUGCACCUUCACCCGCCACUACAACGCCGGCGCCGUGCUCGAGUGGGUCAUCGCCUUCAUCUUCUCCGCCUACGUCUUCUCCUUCUACGUCGACCUGUACCCGGCCGCCGCCACCAAGCACGCCCCGCAUCCCUUGCGUCCGGGCAAGCAGCAGCACCAAGAGAAGCAGCUUAGUGGUGGUGUUGGUGGUGGGGUGCCGACGGCGGCGGCGGCGCCCACGAUGCGUCUGACGCGCGGGGAUCGGGAGGCCCUGCCUCGGCCGUAUAGCGCGGCGGGGGACAUGGAGGAGGGGGCGUCGAGCGAGGCGACUCUGAAUGGGGCUGCUGUUGCUGCGCCGGGGAAUGGGGCGUCGUUUGAGGCCGUCAGGGUCGCGCAGGGGAGGAGGUCCGGGUCGAGGAGUCGCGCGUUGGCGAGUAACUUUUAG